Harpegnathos saltator (Jerdon's jumping ant) is the source of this 1046-nucleotide messenger RNA. RefSeq names its product translation machinery-associated protein 16 homolog. Gene Ontology annotation, cellular component: nucleus. The record is from RefSeq and is a predicted model, not a curated record. The coding region runs from base 171 to 866 and encodes 231 amino acids. The transcript is spliced from 5 exons. Lineage: Eukaryota; Metazoa; Arthropoda; Insecta; Hymenoptera; Formicidae.
CAGUCUUUAUAGUAUCUCGUCGGUGGUAAACGUAAAGAAAUACGAGCACAUGAUGUGUGUGUGUGUUUUAUGAUUUAACCUAUGAGAGUUUAUAUAGAAUUAUCAACAGUGAAUUAUUUCUUCUAUAAGUUGUUAUAAUUAAAAGGACAGGCAUAAUCGAUGCAUCAAACAUGUCUACAACAAUGCAAAAGGAAAUUGCAAAGGCGAAGAAAAUUUUACAUCCAAAUAGUCGAAAAAUCACUGCAAUUGCAAAAAAGAGCAAAAAAAUGUUAAAUAGACAAAAAAUUAAAAUGGCUGGUACAAUAAAACAAAAUUUGAUAGGGGAGAAAAUAAUGUGGAUUCAACAGAAUAUUGUUCCUGAUGUAUGUCCGUAUACUGCUGAACUCACAGCAGAAUUACUUUUAAAAUAUAUUGGAAGAAAUGACGAGGAACUAGAACAAAUUGCUAUUAAGCACUCUGUAGGAGGAAAAAGAGGUAGACAACACGCUAAUAGAGAAGAUAUAAUAAGGAUGACCAAAAAAAGGGAGCAAGAAGAGUUUGAUACUUGUGGGAUUGAGAUUCCUGAUAUUUUAAAUCCAGUACAAUAUGAAAUGUUGAGGACAUGGAGCGGCGAAUUAAGACUCCUACCUAAUUUCAAGUUUCGAAGAUUUGGGAAGAUGCAUUUAAAAGACAUGUUGCAGAAAGUAGAAAGACAAUCAAAGGUAGCGAUGAAUAAAUCUAUUAACUGUACAAAGUCUUGCACUCGCUCACAGAGUUCAAAAGACAGCAAACUUAAGGGCAGUAGUAGUAUAGAGAAUAAAGAACCAACAAACAACACCCUAACCGAAAAUACUACAUUAAAUGAUUGUCCGAUGGAAGUAGAAUAAAUUGUACCUCGAUAUCUCUCUAUCAACCAUUCAUCACCCUUCAUCAUCCGUUAUUAAGAUUCGAAAAAUUCAAAAAAAUUAAAUCCGGCUUGACCUGGUGCGCUCCAACCUGGCUUGCAUAUAUUAAUGAUGGACAAUUAUUUAUUGUAUAUGGAUGAAAAUAAAAAUGAUCCACGAGAA